Messenger RNA from Plasmodium falciparum 3D7, 4920 nucleotides. RefSeq names its product putative importin. Gene Ontology annotation, molecular function: small GTPase binding. Gene Ontology annotation, biological process: intracellular protein transport. The record is from RefSeq and is a predicted model, not a curated record. NCBI's taxonomy places the organism in Eukaryota, Apicomplexa, Aconoidasida, Haemosporida, Plasmodiidae. Gene Ontology annotation, cellular component: nucleus.
AUGGAAGAAAUUGAAGAAAAAUAUAAAAUAAUAAUCGACGCUUUAUAUGAUACCUGGUCUAAUGACCAUGAUAAAAGAAAGGAAUCAGAAAAGAUUUUAUAUGAAAUAGAAAAAGACGAGAAAUUCAUCAUAUGUCUGUUUGAUAUAUAUACCUCUAAAAGUAUUCAUUAUAAUAUUAGGAAAUUAGGUAUAAUAUAUUGUAAGAAUUUGAUAGUACGUUAUUGGAAUAAUAGAGAUGGAUUUCAUUAUAGUGACAAUACAAAAAAAAUAAUAAAAAAGAAAAUACUGGAUAUAUUAAAUAAUGUAGAAUAUUUAAAUAAUUAUCGUGAGUUCAGUAUUUUAUUAAAAAGGAUAUCUAGAUAUGAAUUGGUUCAUAAUUAUCCUGAAUUAUUAGAUUGUCUAUUAUAUAAUAUUAAUAUACAUAAAACAAAUAUUAAUAAUAUAUAUAUAUAUAUCUAUUUACUUUAUAAAAUAUUAAGAGAACAAUAUAGUAAAAAAUUGUUUAAAGAUAAAAAAGAAACAUUUGAUAUUUCUGAAAAGUUUAUCAAAUCUCUUGAAUUUUUUUGGAAUAAUUCUAUUAAUUUAUAUUUCCAAAAUAAUGCAACUGAUAUUUUUUGUAUGUGUAAUGAUGAAAAAAAUUGUAAUAAAUGUAAAAAUUUAAAUUCAUUAAUUAAUUUAUAUGAAAAACAAUUAUUUGUUUCAAAUGUCGAUGAUACUAUUAGAAAUGAAGGAACCGCGAAUGAGAAUAUUCCUGAGGAUGAAAAUUAUUAUAUACAUGAUAAAAAGAUACAUAUGAUGAAAUAUUUAGAUAGUAUAAUUCUUAAUUUAAUUAUUAAUAGGAACGACAUAAAAAAGGUUAAUAAUUAUGUGAAUUCAAAAAUGUCAAAGGAAAAUAAAGGGGAUCAAGAGAAUAAAGUGGAUCAAGAAUAUAAAGUGGAUCAAGAAUAUAAAGUGGAUGCAGAAUAUAAAGUGGAUCAAGAAUAUAAAGUGGAUGCAGAAUAUAAAGUGGAUCCAGAAUUUAAAGUGGAUCAAGAAUAUAAAGUGGAUGCAGAAUAUAAGGUAGAUUCAGAAUAUAAAGAGUGUAAGGAAAAUUACAAAAAUAAGGAAAGUCCAAAUAGUAGUAAUAAUACUACUACUACUAAUAAUAAUAAUAAUAAUAAUAACAAUAAUAAUAAUAAUGUUAAUGUUAAUGUUAAUGAUACCGAUUUGAAUAUAAGAACCAAUUUUUUGAAUGCCUUUAUCAACAAAAUCAUAUACUACUUAAAAUUUAUUAACAACAAUUCUGCAAGCUAUUAUUUAAAAUAUUUGAAAUUUUUAUUGACUUCCUUUUUCCUUAUGAUAGAAUUUCAUACUUCUUUCCACGUUUACUUAAAAAAAGACAUAACAGAGAAGUUAAUAUGUUUAUUUUUAAAAAAAAAUUUAAGUUUAAAUAAUUAUACGAAUGAUUAUGAACAUAAGUUUAUAGAGAUAGUAAAUUUGUGUAUAUCUAUUUUGAAGUCCAUUUUUUAUCAUUUCUGUUUAAAUCAAUAUAACUUAAUAAAACAAAAAAAAGUAAGAGAAAAUUAUAUAAAUGUAAAAAAUAUAAUGUGUAAUAAAAAUAUUAAUAUAGAAAAUUACAAUGUAAAUACGUUAGAAUCUAAAAUAAUUAACAAUUUUAUGAUUAAUGUAAAAAGUAUGGAAAAUGAGAAUAAUAUUCUUUUUAAUAAAAAUUUAUCAUUAAAAGAUAUCUUAACAUAUAUAAGAGAAGAAGUAAAACAGGCUUUAUCAAAUGAUGAAUUUAUAUUAAUUCAUAAUGAAAAGGCUUUAGAAAUAUUUUAUUUUUUAAGAAUAUAUUGUAUUAAUAUUUCCUCAGAACAAAUAAUUGAGGUUACAUUAAAUAUUAGAGAUGAUUAUGAAACAGAAGAAAAUAUAUUUUAUAAUAAUGCAAAAGAUUGUAUUAUUGAACUUUCUUCUGAACCUUUUUUAUUUUCCAUAUUUCAUCAUUUCUUUGAACCAUUAAUUAAUUCAUUUCAUAAUUAUGUCCACUUUUUAAAAGGUUUACCAGUACAUUUAAAAAAUAUACAAAUACCAGAAUUUUCAUCAGCAAUUAUACAGUUAGAUGGAUAUUUAAAUAUUUAUUAUAUUUUAUAUCCAUCAUUUCAUAAAAAAAUAAAAAUUGAACAUAUUUUAUGUAUGAUACGAUUCUUUAUGGAUUUCUUAAAUAUUAAAUAUACACACCCUUUAAUUAGUUAUCGUAUAGCUUUAAUAAUAAAAAUAUGGACUAAGUGUUAUAAAACAUCAUUUCCAUUUAUAGAGGAUCUUAUAUUACUUAUAUAUGAAAAUAUUCGCUUUUUAUAUAUACAACUAUUACAAAAAAAUGUGGUUUCAUUAAUCACAGAAAAUAUCCCUUCUUAUGUUAAUGAUAUGACGUUUCAACAUUAUGCUAUAAAAUCAGUCAAUUUUCUACCUAUACUUUUUUUCAAAUUUAUAUCUUUAUUUAAGUAUUUUUUCAAGUAUGAGUAUGUAUACAAAAAUUAUGAUUACAUAAAUGAGUUUCUGGUUUCCUGUCUGAUAAAUGUGUUGACUAAGAUAACUUAUCCGAAAAAUAUCCAAAAGAUUUUAAAGAUCCUUAGUCAUAUUGUAUUUAUGAGUAAUAAGGAAAAGGACAUAACCAUAUUCAAGGAUAACUACAACUUUUUAUUAGAUUUAUACAUGAAUAGCAAUAUAUCAAUUAAAGAGUAUAUCUUAAAUAUCCUAGUACAAAUAUUAAAUAAGAAUUAUGAAUAUGUAGGUAGUUUGGUAGAAUAUAUGAACAAAGAAAAUUAUCAUAAUGAUAAUAACAAAGUAGGUGUUAACGAAAAAGUAUGUGAUGAUAUCGUUUUAUUUUAUUUUAGUUAUGAUAUAAUAUUAUAUACAUUAUCUGCAAAGAUAGAAAAACAACCAUUUAAAGAUAAUAUAAUUUUUAACCAUCCACAUAUUCCAAGUGAAUAUAAAGCUAAUCACAAUAUUAAUAAUGAUAUAACUAGUGAUAUAAAUAGUGAUGUGAAUAAUAAUAUUAAUAACUUUCAGUUCAAUAAUAUUUAUAAUAAUUUAAUAAAUUUUCCAUACAUUAAAGAAAUAAAUCUAGAUAUUGAUAAGACAAUAAGUGAUAACUUUUAUUCGUUGUGGAUAUGUAUCCUAAAAUUAAUAUACAAAAUGUUUCAUCAAAAAAAAGAAGAAAUAGUAAAGAAGAUAUGUUCUUUUUAUAUAGCAACUAUUAAUUAUUUAUAUGAAUAUUUUAAAAAUCAGACAUUAGGAAAAAUAUCAUAUGAACUAUCAAAUUUGUGUUUAGAUGUUGUUAUUGAAUAUAUGUGUUUAUUUAUUAUUCAUGAAACACAUAAUUUUUAUUUAACAUAUGAAUCUAUAAAUAUUAAAAUGUUAACUAACGAUAUAAUCAAAAGUACUAUUUUAAAAGUGGUUGAAUUUAAUUUUAUUUUAAAUGAUGAAAUAAAAAUAGAAAAAUGUAUAUAUAUAUUACACCUCUGUUUAAGUAUAUACAAAAAUGAUAUGAAAAAUGAAAAAUCAAUUAUAUACACAUAUAUAGCUCAAUUUGUAAUUAUAUAUUUAUUAAAAGUUUUAUUGAAAUAUUUUAGUAAAUAUUUCAAUUUCUAUAAUUACAUCCAACAAAAUCAAAACAAAAGGGCUGAACGAAAUGAUGCAAAUAAAAAUUAUAAUCUUCAUAGUAAUAAUAAUAAUAAUUUUAAUGAUGAUGUUCAAAAAAACGGUAACGUAAUUUUUGAUGAAUAUAAAACUAUAGGGGAAGAAAAAUCGAAUAGAAAUAAAAAUAAUAUACCAGAUAUAUCAUUUGACCUACAAGGUAAUAAUACAAAUAAUUAUUAUUUGAAUCAUUUCAAGAAUGAUGUAAAUAAUAAUGAUAAUGAUGAUAAUAAUAACAAUAAAAAUAAUGACAAUAAUAAUGAUGAUAAUAAUAAUAAUAAUAAUAAUAAUAAUAAUAAUAAUAAUAGUAGUAGUAAUAGUGAACAAAUAAAUAAUAAAUUGAAUCAAUGUAAUAAAAAUCAUAUUAAAUACAUAUAUGAUAAUAUUAUAAAUUAUCAACAUGAUGAAAAUUUUUUAAAUGAAUUUACGCAUUUUCAAAAUGAUGUCAAAAAACUCUUCAAUAUAAAUUAUAUAAAUGAUUAUGAUAUUACUAAAACUUUUCUUAAUUUUAAUUUUUCAACAAUUAAUGAAGAUAAUUAUAGCUAUAUAAAUAAACAUAGCGUCUUUACUUUAAUUUCUAUUUUAUCUUUAUAUGAACCAAACUAUCUAAAUUAUAUUUUAAUUACAUUCUUAACAUAUUUCAAAAUUAAUAUCCCUAUCUUUAUCUUUUCCUUUUUCUACCAAUCACAAUAUAUUCAUAAUAAAAAUAUACUCAAUUCAUUACUUAUUUUUAUUUAUAUAUUAACACAAAAUUAUAUAUUAACACCAUUCCCAUCCAUUUUUCUUCAAACAAAUUUCCCAAGUAUAACAAAUACUCAAAGUUUUGAAAAAUUAAUGUACGAUACAAAUAAAAAUAAUCAUUUGUUUACGUGCAACAAGGAUGAACAUACUUUGUUAAUCAUAGAAAUAUUGAAAUUAAUAAAUAAUAUCCUAAAUACAAAUAAAGAUAUUUAUAUAGAGAAAAAAAAUAUCCUUCACCUCAGUACCAUAUCCACUAAUUUAAAUGGAACCAAAAUAUUCCACUCUUAUAAUUAUAAUUACAUCCUCAGAAAAGUAUUGAAAUAUGACGAUUUUGCUAAUAUAUGUAGCAGAGCUCUAGAUAAUAUAUUGACAUAUUUAAUUGAUACCAAUAAUGUAGAAGAUAACAAUAGAAAAAAUAUAAUUGUGAAUUAUUUGAAAGAUAACAUUGAUGAUAUGAAUAGUGCUAUUGUUGAUAUGUAUAAAAAGUAUAAAAAUUUUUUUUAA